UGUGCCCUCAACCCAGAUGGGUCUCUAAAGGACGCCAAAGACAUCAUUUUUUACAACGAUCUUGAUGAUGCCAUCCCCAUUCCCACUCCAUCCUCCUCUGCCCAGCCACCCACAGAUGCCUUCUCUGUGCUACUGCAGACUGGACACAAACCAGUGCCACUUACUGCAGGUGCUCGAUGCUCCAUUCACACCUCUAAACCUUCUGCGCACCUUCGUGAUUCCGACAACACUUGUUCUUCAACAAGCCGC
Messenger RNA from Suillus fuscotomentosus, 249 nucleotides. RefSeq lists its product as uncharacterized. Lineage: Eukaryota; Fungi; Basidiomycota; Agaricomycetes; Boletales; Suillaceae. The transcript has a single exon. The annotation marks the transcript as partial. The record is from RefSeq and is a predicted model, not a curated record.